Cynocephalus volans (Philippine flying lemur) is the source of this 1900-nucleotide messenger RNA. RefSeq names its product transmembrane protease serine 9-like. The record is from RefSeq and is a predicted model, not a curated record. Lineage: Eukaryota; Metazoa; Chordata; Mammalia; Dermoptera; Cynocephalidae. The transcript has 13 exons. The coding region runs from base 1 to 1632 and encodes 543 amino acids. Gene Ontology annotation, molecular function: serine-type endopeptidase activity. Gene Ontology annotation, cellular component: secretory granule. Gene Ontology annotation, biological process: proteolysis.
AUGGGGCUCAGCAUUCUUUUGCUCCUGUGUGUUCUUGGGCUCAGCCAGGCAGACACACAGAAGAUUGUUGGUGGCACUGAGUGUGUGCGGAACUCACAGCCUUGGCAGGUGGGGCUGUUUGAGGGCACCAACCUGCGUUGUGGGGGGGUUCUCAUUGACCGCAGGUGGGUCCUCACAGCUGCUCACUGUAGUGGCAGGUACUGGGUGCGCCUGGGGGAACACAGCCUCAGCCGGCUAGACUGGACAGAGCAGAUCCGGCGCAGCAGCUUCUCUGUGACCCACCCCAGCUACCAGGGAGCCCAGCAGAGCCAUGACCAUGAUCUCCGGCUUCUGCGGCUUAACACGCCUGUCCGCUUGACCCGCAGUGUCCAGCCCCUGGCCCUGCCCAGCACUUGUGCAACCAUUGGCACUGAGUGCCAUGUCUCAGGCUGGGGCACCACCAACCAGCCAUGGAGUCCAUUUCCAGACCUGCUCCAGUGCCUCAACAUUUCCAUUGUCUCUGAUGCCACCUGCCGUGCUGUGUUCCCUGGGAGAAUCACAGAAAAUAUGCUGUGUGCGGGCGGCAUCGCCGGGAAGGAUGCCUGUCAGGGUGACUCUGGGGGCCCCCUGGUAUGUGGGGGAGUCCUUCAGGGUCUGGUGUCCUGGGGAUCCGUGGAGCCUUGUGGGCAAGAAGGCAUCCCAGGAGUCUACACCAAUGUUUGCAAUCUCACUAUUGUUGUUGUGGGAAUGUCUUGGAAUCCCAACUCCAGCAAGCCCUUCCAGGACUCCCCAGCCUGCUUCAGCUGCAACUGCCGGGCCCCAGAGCCCCAGCCAGAGCCUCUUCUGGGACCUGGUCAGGUCUCAGAGGAACCUGGGGCCGGCCCUUCCCCGCUCCAGGCCAUGACGAUUCUGCGAUUCAUCACACUUGCUCUGGUGACAGGGCAUGUAGGGGGAGAGACCAGGAUCAUCAAGGGGUACGAGUGCCCUCCUCAUUCCCAGCCCUGGCAGGUGGCCCUGUUCCAGAAGACACGGCUGCUCUGUGGGGCAACCCUCAUCGACCCCAAAUGGCUCCUGACAGCAGCCCACUGCCGCAAGCCCAGCUACAUAGUUCACCUGGGGGAUCACAACCUCCAGCAGCGGGAUGUCUGUGAGCAGACCCGCAUGGCCACUGAGUCCUUCCCACACCCGGGCUUCAACAACAGCCUCCCAAACAAAGACCACCGCAAUGACAUCAUGCUGGUGAAAAUGGCAGCACCAGCCUUCAUCACCCGGGCCGUGAGACCCCUCACUCUGUCGUCACACUGUGUCACCGCUGGCACCCGCUGCCUCAUUUCUGGCUGGGGCACCACAUCCAGCCCCCAGUUGCACCUGCCCCAUACCUUGCGAUGUGCCAACAUCUCCAUCAUGGAGCACAAGGAGUGUGAGAACGCCUAUCCUGGUAACGUCACAGAUACCAUGGUGUGCGCCAGUGUUCAGGAAGGGAACAAGGACUCCUGCCAGGGCGAUUCUGGGGGCCCUCUGGUCUGUAAUGGGUCUCUUCAAGGCAUUAUCUCCUGGGGCCAGGAUCCAUGUGCUGUCACCAGAAAGCCCGGUGUCUACACAAAAGUCUGCAAAUAUGUGGAUUGGAUCCAGGAGACUAUGAAGAACAAUUAGACAGGACCCACUCACCACGGGCUAACACCACCAAACUAUUUGGCGAUUUGAUUCUUGUUCAUUCUGCUAAUAAGAAACCCUAAGCAGGACCCCUUUAUGAACUUUCUUUGGGCCUCCUUUACUACAGGAGAUGCUAUAGCUUAAUAAUCAACUUGGGGUUUGGAAUCAGUGAGACCUGGAUUCAAAUCCUGACUCAGACUAACUUGUGACUCUGGGAAUGAUAAGAGCUAUUUUCUUCACUGUAAUAUCCCCAGCCCCAAAGAGAGUU